AUGAGGCACAGAGAAGACGAGCUGGCUGUACGCAAACACUUGAAGGUCUUCGUUGGAGGACUUCCAGACAAAGCCGACGAGCGAGAGGUUGAGCAACACUUCACCAAGUACGGACAUGUUGUUCACUGCAAUGUCUGCCCUCCGAAGGAUGGAGAAAAAAACAAGGCUCCGUAUGCCUUUGUGACUUUCAGAUUUGCAGCCGAUGCAGAUUGUGCCGUAGUUGACAGACAGGACUUUCCAGGUGUUCAGAGGCAGCUGGCCAUGGGAUUUGCCACGCCAAGAAAGAAGGACACGGAUGAGGAGAAGCAGAAGCAAGACUCGAUGCUUAGUGAGGCCGAUCCGUGCAAGGUCUUCGUGGGUGGCAUCGGCGACAGGGAUAGUGAAGAGGAGGUAGGCGAUUUUUUCUCUCAGUGGGGUCUCGUCACUCUGGUCUACAGAGACAGAGCGUCGUGGGGCUUCGUGCACUUCGCAACGAAGGAAGCUGCCCUGCGCAUUCUUGAGGAAAGCAAUGUGGUUUUCCACAGGCGCAGGUUGGACAUCAAGGCCUUGAUUUGCGUUCUCGGAGAUUGCAUUUAG
Symbiodinium sp. CCMP2456 is the source of this 576-nucleotide messenger RNA. The record is from the annotation of a GenBank genome assembly. Lineage: Eukaryota; Dinophyceae; Suessiales; Symbiodiniaceae.